AUGUCUGCUGCACUUCUGCGUCAGAUUCAGCCACUUGAAUGGGAUGCGACUCGGAACGAACCCUUCCUCCGCCUGCCCGCACCGCACUCGCACAUCAUCCUCACCCCAUCGCGUCUCUCUGACGCUGAAGACAUGGUCGGACCCUUCAACGAUCCCAAAGUCUACAAUGGCCUCCGUAGUCCUCCAUGGCCUUUCACGUUGGAGCACGGCAGGAAGUGGACUGAGAAGGUUGUAGAGAUCUGGGGAGAACAUCGCGAGGAACUCGAAACAGCCGCGGCGCAAGGCGAAAACGCGACUCUUGCGACGUUCGGGUUCUGCCCUGUUCGGUGCAUCCGCGACUCCCGGACCGAAGAGCAGAAGCUCAUCGGAGACCUUCAUCUAGGACGGACGGGCUACGAGUGGGAGGUCGACGAGGACAAGCGUAAAGAGCUUGCCGAUGCCAACGCAGCCCUGCCUGUCGGUGAUUCCACUAUAAUCUGGACCAUUGGUGACUGGUUGCAUUCAGACUUCCACAGUCAGGGAAUCAUGAGCGCUGUGGCGAAGGCCAUUAUCACGCAGUGGGCCAUCCCGCGUAUGAACGCACGGCACUUCCGCCCGGGUAACUUCGCAGGGAACCCUGCUAGCGCCAGAGUCUUCACCAAGUUGGGCUUCAAGCAUUGGGGGUUCUUCCCUGAGGUCGUACCAGUUAAGGCACGCGGGGAUUUCCCCGCGGAGAAGCGGUCGCUCUACAUUUGGGAGUUGAAAGUUGAUAACCCCGUGUCAUAG
This is a messenger RNA of Peniophora sp. CBMAI 1063, 765 nucleotides long. The record is from the annotation of a GenBank genome assembly. NCBI's taxonomy places the organism in Eukaryota, Fungi, Basidiomycota, Agaricomycetes, Russulales, Peniophoraceae.